AUGCCCAGUGAGGAGCAUGUGGAUGCUCUUCCUGUGUUUCGUUCUGUUAUGGGGCAAGUCCUUGCGUUGCUGGAGCCGCUCUCGAGGGCAUCUUUGACUGCAAUACGACGACGCAUUCUGCCAAAGGAUGGCGCGAACGUGGAAUCGGUGAUCUGCCCUCUAGGUGCACUUCUCACUGGCAUCAUGGAUGACCGAACUCCCAUUAAACCGCUUCAUGCAUCGUUCUACGAUUUCCUGACGGAUAGAAGCCGGAGUGGCGAGCUCUUUGUUGGUGAAUCCACGACGCACCACCAAAAUCUGGCUUUUGCCUCGCUCCGCGUCAUGAAAGACGAGCUGCGCUUCAAUAUUUGCGAUCUGGAGAGCUCUUACUUACCGAAUUCAGCUGUGACCGAUCUAGAAGAACGCAUCAACCGAUCCAUCUCCCCUGAGUUGCAAUAUUCCUGCCGAUUCUGGACCUUCCAUGUCAACGCUGCGAGGUUUGAGCGUUCCCUUGCAACAGAAAUAGAGUGCUUCCUUACUAAUGACCGCGUGCUUUUUUACCUCGAAGUGCUGAGUCUCACCCAGGCACUCAUUGGUACAACAUGGGCACUAUCUUCGAUUAUACCCUGGUUCAAAGUGCGUUCAUUUUAUGAUCUGCCAGCCAUGGAAGAUAAUGCUGUUGUUACAGGAUGA
This is a messenger RNA of Fibroporia radiculosa, 672 nucleotides long. RefSeq lists its product as uncharacterized. Lineage: Eukaryota; Fungi; Basidiomycota; Agaricomycetes; Polyporales; Fibroporiaceae. The record is from RefSeq and is a predicted model, not a curated record. The transcript has a single exon. Bases 1 to 672 code for a protein of 223 amino acids.